UCCUUUCGAAAUCAUUCGCUUCAGUGGCAGAAUAGCUUAACAAACUAGAAAAUGUUCGCAAAGGUUCUUGUACUCUUCGCUGCCGUUGCAGCUACACAAGCUAGUGGCCUUAUUGGAGCCGGAUAUGGAUUGGGAGCUGGCUAUGGAUAUGGAGCUGGCUAUGGAUACGGAGCUGGAUAUGGUGUAGCCGCUGCACCAGCCCUUGUUGGAACGGCUGUCGUUCCCGCAGUCUCCUCUUCCAAAACCGCCAUCAACCACAUCACCCCUGCCGGAAUUGCUGCCGCUCCCGUCGCCUUGGCUGCUGCUCCAUUGGGUCUUGCUGGACAUGGAAUAGCCGCCGCUCCUUUAGCUUAUGGAAACGGACUGAUCGGUAACGGUCUACUCGGUGCCGGUGUUGUAGGCCACGGAAUCGCUGCUGCUCCCCUUGCUUAUGGCAACGGACUUCUCGGUUUGGGAGCUGGAAAACUUGCCCUUGGAGGGGGACUUGCCAAGCAAAUCUUGUAAAUAUCUUAUACUGCGACUUCAUUUGUAAAUGUCCUGAUUUAAAUUAUUAAACAUGUUACAAUAAAUUACUUGUUCUAACUAA
Stegodyphus dumicola is the source of this 586-nucleotide messenger RNA. RefSeq names its product cuticle protein 65-like. NCBI's taxonomy places the organism in Eukaryota, Metazoa, Arthropoda, Arachnida, Araneae, Eresidae. The record is from RefSeq and is a predicted model, not a curated record.